CACAACAACCUGUUCAUUAAAUGGAAAUAGCUUUUGUUCCUGCGUUGUUCUUCAUUUUGGUUCUCUUACCUUCAAUCCUUUGUAAUUAUGAUGAAAUUUUAAGUUCAGCUCGUCAAGACAAAGAAUGGUUAACCUCAGUAAGGAGACAAAUCCAUGAAAACCCAGAACUCAAAUUUCAAGAAUACAACACAAGUGCUCUCAUCCGCCAUGAACUUGACAAACUUGGUAUCACUUACUCAUACCCACUUGCAAUCACUGGCAUCGUUGCUCAAAUUGGCUCCGGUUGUCGCCCUGUCGUUGCUCUCCGGGCUGACAUUGAUGCCCUUCCUUUACAAGAAUUGGUGGAAUGGAAGCAUAAGAGCAAAGCUGAUGGGAAAAUGCAUGGAUGUGGACAUGAUGCUCAUACUACCAUGCUACUGGGUGCUGCCAAGCUACUUCAUCAGCGUCAAGAUGAACUUAAGGGAACUGUGAGACUUCUUUUCCAACCUGCCGAGGAGGGAGGUGCUGGUGCUUUACACAUGAUUAAAGAUGGUGCUCUUGGUUACUCUGAAGCCAUAUUUGGAAUGCAUGUUGAUUAUCAAAUGCCCACAGGAAGCAUACGAUCCCUUUCGGGGCCAGUCCUGGCUUCUGUUUGCGUUUUUGAUGUAAAGAUAGAGGGGAGAGGAGGGCAUGCUGCAGAACCGCAAUCUGCUGUGGAUCCAAUACUUGCUGCUUCAUUUGUAAUAUUGGCAUUGCAACAACUCAUUUCGAGAGAAGUUGAUCCUCUCCACAGUCAAGUGCUGUCUGUUACUUACGUUAGAGCUGGCACUGCAUUGAAUGUAAUUCCUCCAUAUGUUGAAUUUGGGGGUACUUUGAGAAGACUUACUACAGAAGGUUUGUAUCAACUCCGAAAGAGGUUGAACGAGGUUGUCAAACAACAGGCUGCUGUACACAGGUGUAGUGCAUAUGUUGACAUGAAAGACGAAGAACACCCACCAUAUCCUGCUGUUGUUAAUGAUAAUAAUUUGCAUCUCUUAGUUGAGAAGGUCGGUAGAGAUUUGCUUGGUCCUGAGAAGGUGAAGGUGGGAAAUAAGGUUAUGGCAGGGGAGGACUUAGCCUUCUAUCAGGAACAGAUUCCUGGAGUAAUGUUUAGCAUUGGAAUUAGAAAUGAGAAGGGUUCAAUUCAUUCUCUACAUUCCCCUCACUUCUUUCUUGAUGAGGAUGUUCUGCCAAUUGGGGCAGCGGCAUACGCGAGUCUUGCAGAAACGUAUUUCAGCAAGUACCAACAUUCGCUUUUAAGGUAAAUGUUUGUAGCUUUUGUACAUGUACAGUGGUGUAUACUGGAAUGAUAUUAUUUUUAAUUUCCUCUAUUUACUACUUGGGUCCAUAAAUUUUACCCUCCAAAGAAAAUAUACCAUACGUUAGUAUGGGUCUGGGUUGUUAUGA
Molecule: messenger RNA, 1425 nt
Organism: Pistacia vera
Lineage: Eukaryota; Viridiplantae; Streptophyta; Magnoliopsida; Sapindales; Anacardiaceae
Product: IAA-amino acid hydrolase ILR1-like 5
Exons: 6
Coding region: 21-1283 (420 amino acids)
Biological process (GO): auxin metabolic process
Cellular component (GO): endoplasmic reticulum
Molecular function (GO): IAA-Ala conjugate hydrolase activity
Source: RefSeq, a predicted model, not a curated record